UGCUUACUAACUAGUGGCAUUAGUCUCAAUAACAACGCACAGAAUGGGCCUGCACGAUGCACCUCGCGCCCUGGCUCGUACUUCUUAUCUCGGCCGACUUAUAGUACGAAGCUUAACUAGCGGCAGGGAAACAGAUAGAGCGCGACGUGGAUCGUGCACCCCCAUUAAAGUACAAAAAUGCGCACCGUGUGUACCCAAGCCGCGUCCGGUGUGCCGCGAGCCCUCUGCGGCGUGCCCCCAUGGCCUGCGCCUCAUUUGUUACCCACCGUCCGCCGGAAAGCGUCCACCGUGCGAUUUACCGAGCCCUCCUCCUCCAUUAUCCUGCGAACGUAAUAGAAAUCAGGUGCAGUCAAUGAAACAUACUGAAGGACAGAGUAGUGACGAACACAAAAAUUUCUGUGGGGCUCAGUUGGACCGAGUAGCGAUGCGGUUGGCAGCUGCUGAGCGCUUGCGUCGUUUGGACUAUGAGCGUGAAGUAGCAGAGCAAACUCCGCCCCCAGCUCCAGUUCCUGCACCCUAUCACCUCACCAGCGAACACGAGUGUUUGAGAGCGAUAGAUGGCCGCGAUUAUACAGUAUCAAAAUCAAGUAUUAACACUGACAAGUCCACACAAAAUUCCACGCCUCCUUGUCCAGUGAAACUAAAGCCUGUUGACAAGUGUGAAAUAAGCCGUGGUCACCGUCUUGAUCCUUGCGAGCACCAUCCACGCAUUUUUCUCGAAAUAGAUCGUAGUGCAUCCAACAAAAGCCCUGAAAAAUUAUCUUACAACGUAGCCAAACAAAACGAUGAGUCUAAUGCCGCAGGCACCUCAUCUCCGAAACAAAUGUCAACUACAGGACGUUUUACAACACGUUUACUUAAGAGCCUAAAACGUAAUGAAAACACUGUUUGCCCACGACAAGCAUGUAAGUCAUCAUCUACUGAAAAAAGCUGGUGUGUGAAUUUAUCUCCUCCGAAGUCAGUUCCAGUAAGCUGUAGAGAGCAAUCACUUCUUGAACGUCUUCGUCAAAAGCCAGGAAGUGCGCCUGGUAAACAAUGUAACCCGCAACGUCAAUUGCAUUCACAAAUAUGUAAUGAACCUACACCUAAAUCAAAUAAAGGCUUAGAAGAAAAGACAAAACAAGAUAGACUUACAAGUGUGUUGCGUGAAAGGAUGCAUUUAAAAGAAGCAGGACGGGGAAGAGUGGUUACAACAGAUCAAAAAUCAAACAAAAGCACAAAUUUUGGUUCUGGUGGCCUGGAACUGAAAGUUCCACCCAAUUCCGAGGCCGUUCGAGUUCGUGUAUCACUUGAUUUUGAAACCGUAGAUAUUGCUACAGGUAAAAGAAACCCUGCAGAAUUGAAGAAUUUCAAUGAUCAUGCUAUCUCUACUUGUCAUAGUGUUGUAGGAUCUGAAUCCUGGUUAUCAAUAAAAAACCUUCAAAAAAAAUUUUCAGGCUAUCGUAAAAAUGAUGUUUCAACAGAAAAUAAAAGUCAUGGGAACUAUGGGACAUGUCAACGUCCAAGUGAUGAAAAUACAUCCAUUUUGAAAAAGAGACCCGAAUGUACUUUGCCUCCAAGGAGUCAAAAGCCAGUCGUACAGUCUCCUCACUCAAACACACCGCCUUUACAACGCCCUCGUUCUCAGUCACCUUGCACCCCAUACCCGAAGCAAAGCACGUCGCAAUACAUCUCGCAAAACAUUCUAACGACUUACUAGUUGAUCAAUAUAUUACAACCAUAUUAGAGUAUUGUUUCAAUAUGAGCACAAUUAUAUUAUUGUACUAUUGUAAAUUCGUAAAUUUUAUA
This is a messenger RNA of Vanessa atalanta (red admiral), 1788 nucleotides long. RefSeq lists its product as uncharacterized. The transcript is spliced from 3 exons. The record is from RefSeq and is a predicted model, not a curated record. Bases 44 to 1699 code for a protein of 551 amino acids. NCBI's taxonomy places the organism in Eukaryota, Metazoa, Arthropoda, Insecta, Lepidoptera, Nymphalidae.